Molecule: messenger RNA, 5273 nt
Organism: Cynocephalus volans (Philippine flying lemur)
Lineage: Eukaryota; Metazoa; Chordata; Mammalia; Dermoptera; Cynocephalidae
Gene: ABCA8
Product: ATP binding cassette subfamily A member 8
Exons: 39
Coding region: 83-4954 (1623 amino acids)
Biological process (GO): transmembrane transport; lipid transport
Cellular component (GO): intracellular membrane-bounded organelle; mitochondrial inner membrane
Molecular function (GO): ABC-type transporter activity; lipid carrier activity; ATP binding
Source: RefSeq, a predicted model, not a curated record
UGAAUCAUUUUCUUCUAAACAAAGAGACCAGUGGGUAAACUGUGCUUCUAGAUUUCUUGCUUCAGAUUUCCCAAAAGGCAAGAUGAGUAAGACAGAGAUAAGUGUGUGUCAACAAACUUGUGCCUUAUCAUGCAAGAACUUCCUUAAAAAAUGGAGAAUGAGAAGAGAGUCCUUAAUGGAAUGGUUGAACUCAUUGGUCCUACUACUUUUUUUGUACCUAUAUCCUCAUAGUCAUCAAGUUAAUGAUUUUUCUUCAUUGCCUGCCAUGGACCUGGGGCGGGUAGAUUCAUUUAAUGAAUCUGUAUUUUCUAUUGCAUAUACACCUGUCACCAAUACAACCCAACAGAUAAUGAAUAAAGUCUCCUCCAUCUCCUUUAUGACAGGUAGACACAUCUUCGGACUUUCAGAUGAAGAAAGUAUGAAAGAAGUAGCAGCAAAUUAUCCUGGGGAAAUAGUGAGAGUCGUCUUUACUGAUACAUACUCAUAUCAUUUGAAGUUCUUGCUGGGACGUAGAAUCCCAACAAAACAGGAACAUAGGGACCAUACAGCUCAUUGUAAUGAAAUAAAUGAAGAUAUUGACUGUGAAGUUUCAGUAUUCUGGAAGGAAGGUUUUGUGGCUCUUCAAGCUGCCAUUAACGCUGCUAUUAUAGAAGUGACAACAAAUCAUUCAGUGAUGGAGGAAUUGAUGUCAGUUACUGGAAAAAAUAUGAAGAUACAUUCCUUCAUUGGUCAAGCAGGGAUUAUAACUGACCUUUUCGUUUUCAUCUGCAUUAUUUCCUUUUCCCCGUUCACCUACUAUGCAUCUAUUAAUGUUGCAAGAGAGAGGAAAAGGAUGAAGGGCUGGAUGACAAUGAUGGGUCUUCGAGAUUCAGCAUUCUGGCUUUCCUGGGGUUUGCUCUAUGCUGGUUUCAUCUCCAUUAUGGCCUUUUUCUUGGCACUUGUUCUAAAAUCAAUCCAGUUCGUCAUUCUGACUGGCUUCAUGGUGGUCUUCACCCUCUUUCUCCUCUAUGGAUUGUCUUUGAUAGCUUUGGCUUUCUUAAUGAGCGUCUUGGUAAAAAAAUCUUUCCUCACCGGCCUGGCCGUGUUCCUUCUCACUGUCUUUUUUGGGAGUCUGGGAUUCACAGCAUUGUACAGAUAUCUUCCUGAGUCCGUGGAGUGGAUUUUAAGUUUUUUUAGCCCCUUUGCCUUCAUGCUUGGGAUGGCCCAGCUUUUACACUUGGACUAUGAUUUGAAUUCUAAUGCAUUUCCUGAUCCAUCGGGCGGCUCAAAUCUAAUUAUAGCGACAAAUUUCAUGUUGGCAUUUGAUACUCUACUCUAUCUGGCACUGAUGAUUUACUUUGAAAAAGUUUUGUCAAAUGAAUACGGACAUCGAUAUCCACCCUUGUUUUUCCUGAAGUCCUCAUUUUGGUCACAACAGCAAAAGGUUGAACGUGUAGCCCUUGAAGAUGCGAUAGAUUCUGAUCCUUCUUCAUCUAAUGACUCUUUUGAACCAGUGUCUCCAGAAUUCCGUGGGAAAGAAGCCAUCAGAAUCAGAAAUGUUACAAAAGAAUUUAAAGGAAAGCCUGAUAAAAUAGAAGCUUUAAAAGAUCUAGUAUUUGACAUAUAUGAAGGUCAAAUCACUGCAAUACUUGGUCACAGUGGAGCUGGAAAAUCAACACUGUUAAACAUUCUUAGUGGGUUAUCUGUCCCUACCAAAGGUUCAGUCUCCAUCUAUAAUAAUAAACUUUCAGAAAUGUCUAACCUAGAAAAUAUUAGCAAGCUCACUGGAGUUUGUCCACAAUCCAAUGUGCAAUUUGACUUCCUCACCGUGAGAGAAAACCUCAGGCUCUUCGCUAAAAUAAAAGGGAUUCAGUCACAAGAAGUGGAAAAAGAGAUACAAAGAGUUUUACUGGAGUUAGAAAUGAAAAACAUUCAGGAUGUUAUUGCUCAAAACUUAAGCGGUGGACAGAAAAGAAAACUGACUUUUGGGAUUGCCAUUUUAGGAGAUCCUCAGAUUUUCCUUUUGGAUGAACCAACUGCUGGGCUGGACCCCUUUUCAAGACACCGAGUAUGGAACCUCCUGAAAGAACGUAAAACAGACCGUGUGAUCCUCUUCAGCACUCAGUUCAUGGACGAGGCUGACAUCCUGGCUGAUAGGAAAGUGUUCCUCUCCAAAGGGAAGCUGAAGUGUGCAGGCUCUUCUUUGUUUCUAAAGAAGAAAUGGGGGAUUGGAUAUCACUUAAGUUUGCAGUUAAGUGAAAUAUGUGUCCAGGAAAAGAUAACAUCACUUGUUAAACAGCACAUCCCCGAUGCCAAAUUAACAACAGAAAGUGAAGGAAAACUUGUUUAUACGUUACCCUUAGAAAGAACGAAUAAAUUUCCAGAACUUUACAAAGAUCUUGACAGCUGUCCUGGCCUGGGAAUUGAGAACUACGGUGUUUCCAUGACAACUUUAAGUGAAGUAUUCCUGAAACUAGAAGGAAAAUCAGCAAUUGAUGAAUCAGAUAUUGCCAUUUUGGGAGAAGUACAAGUGGAAAGAGCUGGGGACACAGAAAGACUUGUUGAGAUGGAACAAGUUCUUUCUUCACUUAACGAGAUGAGAAGUACAAUAGGUGGCAUGGCUCUAUGGAGACAGCAAAUCUGUGCAAUUGCGAGGGUUCGCUUAUUAAAGUUAAAGCAUGAAAGAAAAGCUCUUUUAUCAUUGCUAUUGAUUAUGGUAAUUGGAUUGACCCCUCUUCUUUUGGAGUUUACCAUGGUGAAAAUACAUCAAAACAGUUACACUUGGGAACUUUCUCCUCAUUUGUACUUCCUUGCUCCUGGGCAACAACCACGUGACCCUCUCACUCAGUUAUUGAUCAUCAAUAAAACAGGCACAAGCAUUGAUGACUUUAUACAUUCUGUGGAACACCAGAACAUAGCUUUGGAAGUGGAUGCAUUUGGAACUAAAAAUGGCAUAGAUGACCCAUCUUAUAAUGGAGCCAUUAUCGUGUCUGGUAAUAAAAAGAAUUACAGUUUUUCUUUAGCAUGCAAUACCAAGAGACUGAAUUGUUUUCCAGUUCUUAUGGAUAUUGUUAGUAAUGGACUACUUGGAAUGGUUAAACCUUCAGCGCAUAUCCAAACUGACAGAAGCACAUUUUGGGAGGACACACCAAUUAAUCCAUUUAAUUUCCUGGGAUAUACCAUGUUCUGGCUGAUGUUGGCAUCCAGUUGUUCACCUUAUAUUGGCAUGAGCAGCAUUGAUGAUUGUAAGAACAAAGCUCGGUCCCAGCUACGGAUUUCGGGGCUCUACCCUUCUGCUUACUGGCUUGGGCAGGCACUGGUGGACGUUCCCCUGUACUUCUUGAUUCUCCUUUUCAUGUAUUUAGUGGACUACCUUUUAAACCUCCAAGAUACUAUAUUUAUGUUUAUAAAUCAGAUUAUUCAAAUCCCCUGUGCUAUCGGUUAUGCGACAUCCCUUAUCUUCUUGACAUAUGUGAUUUCAUUCAUUUUUCAUAAGGGGAGAAAAAAUAGUGGCAUUUGGUCAUUUUGCUUCUAUGUUAUCACCCUAUUCUCUCUGGCUGGGUUCAUACUGGAUGUCUAUGAAAGUGGUGCACUGUAUUUCAUCCCCUUCUUGAUACCACCUGGAACAUUGAUUGGCUGUUUGUUCUUAUCUUUUAGUCUUUUCAUGUUUAAUAUCUUUAGUGAAGAACCGAAGGGUGUGGAGCCAUUUCUGGUAUUCCUAAUUCCUUUUCUUCAAUUUAUCAUUUUACUUUUUAUUCUUCGAUGUCUGGAAUGGAAGUUUGGAAAGAAAUUGAUGAGAAAGGAUCCCUUCUUUAGAAUAUCUCCAAGAAGCAGUGAUGUGCGUCAAAAUCCAGAAGAACCAGGAGAAGAAGACGAAGAUGUUCAGAUGGAAAGAAUCAGAACAGCAGAUGCCUUGAAUUCCACAGAUUUUGAUGAGAAGCCAGUCAUUAUCGCCAGCUGUCUACGCAAGGAAUAUGCAGGGAAGAGGAAACACUGUUUUUCCAAGAGGAAGAAUAAAAUAGCCACAAGAAAUGUCUCUUUCUGUGUUAGAAAAGGUGAGGUUUUAGGACUAUUGGGACACAAUGGAGCUGGUAAAAGUACAUCCAUUAAGGUGAUUACUGGAGAUACAAAACCAACUGCUGGACAGGUGCUACUGAAAGGGAGCAGCGGAGGGGACAGCCUGGGGUUCCUGGGGUACUGUCCUCAGGAGAACGCGCUGUGGCCCAACCUGACAGUGAGGGAACACCUGGAGGUCUACGCUGCAGUGAAAGGGCUGAAGAAAGCAGACGCCAAGGUCGCCAUCACACGGUUAGUGGAUGUGCUCAAGCUGCAGGACCAGCUGAAGUCUCCUGUGAAGACACUGUCAGAGGGAGUAAAGAGAAAGCUGUGCUUCGUGCUGAGCAUCCUGGGGAGCCCGUCGGUGGUUCUUCUGGAUGAGCCGUCGACAGGGAUGGACCCCGAGGGGCAGCAGCAGAUGUGGCAGGCAAUCCGGGCCACCUUUAGAAACACAGAGAGGGGAGCCCUCCUGACCACCCACUACAUGGCCGAGGCUGAGGCUGUGUGUGACCGAGUGGCCAUCAUGGUGUCUGGAAGGCUGAGAUGUAUUGGUUCCAUCCAACACCUGAAAAGCAAAUUUGGCAAAGAUUACCUGCUGGAGAUGAAAGUGAAGACUCUCACCCAAGUGGAGCCCCUUCAUGCAGAGAUUCUGAGACUUUUCCCCCAGGCUGCUCGGCAGGAAAGGUACUCUUCUCUGAUGGUUUAUAAGUUGCCAGUGGAAGAUGUGCAACCUUUAGCCCAAGCUUUCUUCAAAUUAGAGAAGGUUAAACAGAGCUUCGACCUGGAGGAGUACAGCCUCUCACAGUCCACUCUGGAGCAGGUUUUCCUGGAGCUCUCCAAGGAGCAGGAGCUAGAUGAUUUCGAUGAAGAACUUGAUCCUUUGGUGAAAUGGAAGCUCCUCCCACCGGAAGAGCCUUAAAACCCCAAAUACUCUGCAUUCCCCUUUAAAUCUGUGGCUAUUUUUUUAAGACAUUUAUUUUUAUAGCAUCCACAUCACAUUUUUAGAAACCGUAUUGUAAACACUGAGAUGGUUCUUUGUGUGGUGCAAAGGAGGAGCAAGUGCAGGUAAACGCAGCAACAGUUGUGGACAGUCCUGCCUUUCACAGCUUCUGCAUCCCUGCAGGCCACCCUGGCUCCAUUGUUCUGUAUAAUGCUGAAUAAAAAAGAAGACACUUUUAUAAGAUUAAGUUUCUGAGUAGGAUAAACAAAUUUUGUUUAAUUUUUUUUAAUCAAAGCUU